AAAAUAAAGAGGGUCGAACAAACCAGAAGGGUUGCAAUUGGAAGUGAGUAUAGCAUUAGGCCAUUAGCAUACGCUGCGGUUUGUAUUGAAUUCCUUCAUCGUUCGAGUUUUUGAGGGUAUUUGGGAUUCGGGUCUAGGCUUUGGGUCUCUGGGCGUCUCUUCAAAUUUCAAGGAUUUAACCUCCCAAUAACAGAACCAAAAGUAAAAAUCCCACCUUGCUGACGUUUCUCCAUUUAAGGCCAUGGCUGGGAAGAAAAUUAUAGCAAUAUGUCAGUCUGGUGGCGAUUUUGUCACCAAUAAAGACGGUUCUUUGUCCUACAAUGGCGGCGAGGCCUAUGCUAUAGAUAUCAAUGAGCAAUCCAAGUUAAGUGAUAUCAAGUCUGAGAUAAAAGACAUGUUUAACUUGAGGUCUGGUAACAUGUCUAUCAAGUACUUCCUCCCUGGGAACAAGAAGACCCUCAUAACCAUCUCCAAAGAAAAGGAUUUGCAUCGCAUGCUUAACUUCAUCAGCGAAACUUCGACCGUUGAUGUCUUCAUUGUGCCAGAGGAAGCGGCUGCUCGGAAUGUUUCCAACAUGCCUGCUAGUAGGUCGAGCGGGAUGACUAUUUCAGAAGUUGGGGUUCCUAUUGUUGCGCCUGCCAAUGCUGAUGUUGGGAUGAUCAAUGGCAUCGACCAACUUGACUUGGUCAUGCCGAAUGAAACUCCUUUGGACUGUAUGCCCCUUGAUAUGAAUGAUGGGAAGCAUCUUAAAGCUGCUGAAGUUUGGGAGAAUACGAUAACUGGUGUUGACCAAAGAUUUAAUAGUUUUAAUGAAUUCCGAGAAGCUGUGCAUAAAUACUCAGUUGCACAUGGUUUUGCUUAUAGGUUUAAGAAAAACAACCACCAUCGUGCUACUGUUAAAUGCAAAGCUCAAGGCUGCCCCUGGAGGAUAUUUGCGUCACAACUGUCCACUACCCAGUUGAUUUGUAUCAAGAAAAUGAACACGACGCACACAUGUGAAGGAGCAGCUGUAAAAGCUGGGCACCGGGCAACAAGGGGCUGGGUGGGAAGUAUCAUAAAGGAGAAAUUGAAAGCUUCUUCCAACUGCAAGCCAAAAGACAUUGCCAAUGACAUCAAAAGAGAAUAUGGAAUCCAACUGAAUUAUGCUCAGACAUGGCGAGCAAUAGAGAUUGCCAAGGAACAACUUCAAGGAUCCAUUAAAGAGGCAUAUAAUCUCUUACCUUAUUUCUGUGAGAAGAUAAAAGAGACUAACCCGGGCAGUAUUGUCUCCUUUAUUACAAAGGAUGACUUGAGCUUCCAUCGACUCUUUGUCUCGUUUCAUGCCUCGAUAUCUGGUUUUUUACAAGGCUGUCGACCCCUAAUUUUUCUUGACAGUACUAUUUUAAAUUCAAAAUACGGAGGGACGUUGUUGGCUGCAACCGCCGCUGAUGCAGAGGAUGGUAUUUUUCCUGUAGCUUUUGCUGUAGUUGAUGCUGAGAAUGAAGACAAUUGGACUUGGUUUCUAGGGGAACUCAAAUCUGCAGUUUCUACUUCAAGCCAGUUAACAUUUGUUGCAGAUAUUCAGAAUGGUUUAAAGCGGGCACUGGCUGAUGUAUUUGAUAAAUGCUACCACAGCUAUUGUUUAAAGCAUCUUGCCGACAAACUCAUCAGAGAUUUAAAGGGGCAGUUUUCUCAUGACGCCAGACGGUUUAUGAUCAAUGACUUUUAUGCUGCUGCCCGUGCACCACGACUUGAAGGUUUCCAGCAAGCUGCUGAAAAUUUGAAAGCCAUUUCUCCUGAAGUUUACGAAUGGGUCAUCCAAAGUGAACCAGAGCACUGGGCAAAUGCUUUUUUUGCAGGAGCAAGGUAUAACCACAUGGUCUCAAGCUUUGGACAGGAGUUUUUUAGUUGGGUAUCAGAAGCACAUGAGUUUCCUAUAACACACAUGAUUAAUCUAUUACGGGGUAAGAUGAUGGAGUCGAUCUACAAACGUCGUGUGGAUUCCAGUCAGUGGAUGACAACCUUAACUCCAAGUAACGAGGAAAAGUUGCAGAAGGAAACAGCGAUGGCGCGGUCGCUUCAAGUGUUACUCACACAUGGUAGCAUAUUUGAAGUUCGUGGGGAAUGUGUUGAGGGGACAUCUGUUGAGGUUGUUAAUAUAGAUCAUUGGGACUGCAGCUGCAAGGGCUGGCAACUUACCGGUUUGCCUUGUUGUCAUGCUAUUGCUGUCUUUGAAUGCGUUGGUAGAAGUCCUUAUGACUAUUGUUCUAGAUACUUCACAACCGAGAGUUUCCGCUUAACAUAUUCCGAAUCCAUUCAUCCUGUUCCAAAUGUGGAAGGACCAAUCGAGGAUGAAUCACUUGAGGUAGCUGUUACUGUAACUCCUCCAACUGAACGCCCACCAGGUCGACCAAAGAAGCAGGAAUCAAUAGACCUUCUUAAACGGCAGCUCCAAUGUAGCAAAUGCAAGGGCCUUGGCCACAACAAGAAAACUUGCAAAAACACCUAGUGUAGAUGUAGGACACUUGGCUUAUUUGGACUCUUAGGGGGGGGGGGUGAUUUCUUUCACUACUUCUGUCAUUGCCCUGAUCCUUCAUCACCAUUCCAAGUGCUGACCGACUAUCUGAAAGCAAGCAUAUGCAGUAACAGUAACGUCAAGGAGCUGCGGAGACUGACCUUUUUUACUUUCUGUUUGUAAGAAUAUGAAAAAAAAUCCAACAAUUAUGGUCUUAAUUCUUUUGAUUUGGUGAUGAUGAGGUGAGUAAUAGGCAGGAGCAGGGCUUAACAUGGUGUGGCAUUUUGUUGGUUAAACUGAGAUGUAUUUCCCUUAUCGGUUAACUUAGAACACUUUGAAUGUAGUUGGUUUUUUUUAUGCUUUC
Molecule: messenger RNA, 2858 nt
Organism: Hibiscus syriacus
Lineage: Eukaryota; Viridiplantae; Streptophyta; Magnoliopsida; Malvales; Malvaceae
Exons: 4
Coding region: 242-2488 (748 amino acids)
Molecular function (GO): protein binding; zinc ion binding
Source: RefSeq, a predicted model, not a curated record